Messenger RNA from Bolinopsis microptera, 3386 nucleotides. RefSeq lists its product as uncharacterized. The transcript is spliced from 16 exons. Gene Ontology annotation, molecular function: protein binding. Bases 7 to 2895 code for a protein of 962 amino acids. The record is from RefSeq and is a predicted model, not a curated record. Lineage: Eukaryota; Metazoa; Ctenophora; Tentaculata; Lobata; Bolinopsidae.
UUAGCAAUGUCUGACGACUUCAUAGUGUACCAUCAAGCUAGUGAUCAGCCCUAUUCGGAGGGGUUUGUGGUGCACGGUGCUGGGGAUAGUGAUGACGAACACUCUCAGCAGCUCUUAGAGUCGGUGGAACUUGAGCAUUUUAUUAGUGAUGUGUACUACGGGGAAUUUCUGGGAAAGAGAAAAGGAGCGAAGUUUGUAUCAAGUAUCAUUUCGUGGAUGAAUCAUCACAUGCCUUUUGAUAAGAAGGUAUCUUCUAUAGAGGGUGACCUGAGAGAUGGGGUGAAACUUUGUGGAUUGAUAAAUGCUCUGAAGAUGAAGACUGACUUGCCAGUUCCUGCACCUUCUAAUGAUGAAGAGAAAAAGGAAAACUUGUAUCACAUUCUCUCAUUUCUAGCCUCUGAACAACAUAUGGAAGCUGAUCAUGAAGUUUUUGAAUAUGCUGCUCAGGAUAUAGUUACUGGUGACACACAAGCAAUACUGAGUGUUAUCCUAAACAUAAUUCGACAUCACGUUAUUGAUUGUUUAGAGGACCCCGUCCACGGUAGACAGGGAAUAGAGCUGCUUGAAUACUGGGCACAAGAAGUUGUGGGCAUGUCUGGGAAUCUCUUCUGCUCAGACUUUGUCACCACUCAUAUUGAAUCUGAUGGUAAUCUGGAAAGAUUGGCAAUCCAUCUUAAAGUAGAGCUUCCGCAAUACCUUGAUUUUCUGUCCUCCCAAGAAAAAGCGGCCUAUUUGGUCGAGUGGUUUGAGAAAGAGACAGGUAUUCCUCCUUUGCUGGAUGUUACGAUGAAACUAGAAGACGGAGAUGCACAUUUGAACAUGUGGUAUCACCUUCUAAGAUAUAUCUGGCUGGCUGAAAUGUAUCAGUUUUCUUUGAAAACCAGAAAAGCCAAGACAGUGGGUGAAAACGAAAAACCAACGGCACCUCAAGACAUCAUACUGACUGCCAUAUACACGGCAGAAAAGAGGGAGAGAAACAGAACCAUGUUGGUGGACCUGUGUCGAGAUGUGUGUGACUGGAGUCAGGAGAAAAUCAGAGUUCUGAAGAAAGAAGUUGCUGCUCUGGCGGGGGCAUCUGAUAUUGGAUCUCGGAGUGUCAUUCAGCUGGCUGACAUCUACACAAUGAUGCGGGAGGAGCAGCAGUCGUACAGCGAGAAAAAGAUCAAUUGUUACAAACUGCACUGUGACGUUCAGCGUAAAGCACAAACUAUUGGAAACAAAGAGCUUAAAUAUGACCCAACUUAUAACAUUUACAAAGUAGAGGAUCUUUGGAACAAGAUGGUGAAGAUGGAGCAUCAACUGGAGAAGAGAAUUCAGGGUUAUCUGCUCCGUGCCGAGAACAAGAAUUCGUUUUUCAACCAGUGGAAAAAUGAGGUGUCCCAUGUAAAACAAUGGAUGUUAAGAUGGCAAAACCAUAUAACUACUACCCAAGCCACUCUUAAAGAUUUGGGUUCGUGUGAGCUCAGAAAGUGUGUCAAGGUCUUCAACAAAUUUGGUUCUGACAUCGAUGAGUUGGAUGAAACAAAGCAAGCUAGACUGCUGUGUAACAUGUUGGUAGAAUUCUCAAUAGACGGAGAGGAGCAAGAUACUGUCAUUUCUAAGACAAAUUCGCUCUGUGCUGAUUACAGACAGUUUUUAAAAGACGCUCGACACUUCAUCAAGGAACUUAUCGCUCACCAGGACUAUGAAGCAGAGAUUGAAGUUAUGUACAGUGAAAUGGCGGAUCUGCUCAGUAAGCUUGAUGGUCAGAUACACGAGUUAAACCAGUACUAUUCACAGCGACCUGAUCUACACUCUGUGGGAGCUUGUGUCCAGAUGAGUUCCUACGUACGAGACACAUGGAAUACACUGUUCGAUAUAUCGUACGAAGUGGAUGCUGUCAUUUCGCUCUGGGAUGAUAUCGAACGGAAGAAAUUGCGCUUUGGCAACAACUUCCCUAAAAACCAUUUCACCAGUUUCAAUCCAAAGUACAUACUACAAAGAUGGAGUCGUCUGAUGGAAGAGGCCAGGUGUAUAGAGGAAUAUAUUCGCUGUCAGCGAGAAAUCUGUGAGGAAAACCAACCGGCCGUGGAAGCCGUUGCUGAGAGACUUGAUGAAGCGUCCGAAAUUCUGAAGUCAAAGAUCUCAGAGAUUGUUGUCUGUCUGGCUGGUAGCAAUGGGAACAUUAUGGAGACUGGAAGGGACAAGAGCCCCGUUAAUAAUAUCCUGAUGCUCCAAAACGAGCUUACACAGUCCUUUAGCGAUAUGAGCUCGAUGAGCGAAAUAACUGAUGAUCUUCCUAACAGUGGUUUGUUCGACGAUGCUUUCAACAAAAUCGUUCUUCUAAAUGAGUGUUACUCUUUCUGCCUGGCUACCAUCGACUUGGUCAUCUCCGGGCACGAUACCUAUCCUAAACUGAUACAAGCGGAGGGCAUGGCAAGCGAUGUGGAGUUCUAUCAAAAAGAACUGAAUUGCUGCAAGGAGAAAAAUCAGCUUCUUCCUAAGUACGAGAACGUUGUAAAGCUGUUUUCAGAGUUGGAUCAGGACACGAAAUCUCAGUUAAUCCAGCAAUUGAAACAGGAGGUCGAGGCGGUGGAUCCUACUUUCUAUCGCGUCCCUCUUUCUGCAUGGCUCAAUGUAAGACGUGACGACUUGGCAGUUACGGAGCUUCAAUCAUGUUCACAGAAUUUGAAAGAUUGCUUUGCUUCGGUCUCCGGUCAUGAUGAGGCUAUUUUGAUGGGAGAUGUUGACAAAUAUAUCCAUCCCGAUUUGGUGGCAUUCCUUCUGAAAAACAUGACCGAAUACUUCAGCAACGAAGAAGAUUUGGAUGAUGACGCUUAUGACUACAAGAGAUUGAUUGCUCAUCUGACCGGAAAGAAGAGGAAGUUAGCAGUACCUGUAGAACAUAACGGAUAAUUUAAAAAUUGAGAGAAAAACGGUUUAUUUAGUACGCAAUUAAUCCUCUCGUUUAAAAUUCCAGCAGUACACACUAAUCUUCGUUCAUUAAAAGGAACUAUAUUUAAACCUAUUAAAAAUAACCUAUUCCUCUUCCCUUUCGAAUCCGCUGCAAAACAACUGUGCAUUUUGGAACAGAUCUAGAUCAUUUUUGAAGAACUGAAGAUAAGAUUUUAUAAUCAAUAUCAAUGUUGUAUCUCUUAAUUCCUAGUCCUAAACUGUUUUCUGACCACUGUCGUCGUCCCAUGUCUUUUAAAAAGAAUUAAGUGUUCUUUUUUGUUUGCUGGAUGAUACUGAUAUUUGAUAAUAACUGUUUUUUACACUUUUGCCUAUUGUGAUGACAAUGUUUUUAAGUUCGAUUUUGUAAUAAUUAUGUUAUUAUAUGUAUACAACUAACGAAUAUUAAUAAGCACUGAAAGAAUAAAGUUUGUUAUUAUUUUCCAAUUAUCAUU